Messenger RNA from Baudoinia panamericana UAMH 10762, 531 nucleotides. RefSeq lists its product as uncharacterized. Gene Ontology annotation, cellular component: membrane; signal peptidase complex. Gene Ontology annotation, biological process: protein targeting to ER. The annotation marks the transcript as partial. The record is from RefSeq and is a predicted model, not a curated record. Lineage: Eukaryota; Fungi; Ascomycota; Dothideomycetes; Mycosphaerellales; Teratosphaeriaceae. The transcript is spliced from 2 exons.
GCCGAAUCCAAAAUUUCCCCCCACUCCCUGGCGGACCUCAAGAACACCACCGACGACGCCCUGGGUAACUACCUCCGCGGCCUUCACUUCACCCAAGACAACAGUAAACUCGACGUCCGACUAGCGAUCGGCUACAUCUCAGUGAUAAUCGCCGGAGUCUUGUUCGCAGCAGACUAUAAGUUAGGCUGGGAGCAAACAAAAAUAUAUACAGCACCGGCGGUGAUCGCGUAUGCAUUGUUGAAUGCCGCGUUUACGUAUUGGAUGUGGGCGGUUGAGCAGGGGAUUGUGUUUGAGGGACUUAGGGAGGGGAGGAAGUUCUCACUGUCCAGUAAAACCCACAAACACGACCCAACCUACUACCUCACCGUCUCCGUUACGGACCCCUCGACCGGCAGCAACAGUCCGAGCUCCUGGCAGAUCCGCGCACCCUUCACCACGUGGAUGACGGCGGACGGGUAUUUCGUCGCGAAACCUUUCCAGCAGUGGUUGGCGAGUAGUAUUGAGGUGAUUGGGGACGCGGAUUUGAAGAAU